CGCGGCGCUUGGCGUUGUUACGUAGCGUGUGCCUUGUGUUUGUUGUGGUUUUAGAAAAUCCGCUUUGUUAUUAGUUUAGACAGUUUUUGUGUGACGUGACAUAUCUAAUAAUACUGGAAAGUUUCAAAAAGUGAUAUCUAUGCUACCACUCUGAUAUUUUAACAAAGGAGCAUGUCUACUAGAAGCGGUCGCGUGAGAGCUAGUGUUAUAGAAUCUAGUCCUCCUAGGACUCGAAAGGGCGUAUCACCACCUCGUUCACCUGCUAGAACCCGGAAAACUUCUCCGACGCUGAAAAGUUCUCCGUCGACAAAAAGUUCACCUCCUGCUCGUUCUUACCGUAAAUCACCAUCACGGAAAUCGCCGAGUCGUAAGCCGUCAUCUAAGUUUCCCGCGCGUAAGUCACCAUCAAGAGCAACCAAAGAUUCUAUCGAAAAUGCUUCCCAGAAAUCGCCGAUCAAGCGUCCGCCUAUCAAAACAGACGUUUCUGUUAAAUUAGAAGAUUUGACAUCUAAGCUGGAGAUUUACCGCAGUACACGCUCGAAACGAAUCGAGUAUUCCAUCAAGGAUGUUACAAGCACUACUGAUAAUGAUAUAACUUCAAACAAUACUGUUAACGGUUUGGGUUCUAUUGAUGUUUAUGGCCUAAGGAAUCGUAAAUCUGUUGAAGACAUUCCUCCACGGAGAUCUAGUAGGCUGAGAGACUUUAUUGAAAGUGUGCCGGACAUAAGACGAAGCAUGAGUAAAUCGUUAAGUAAAUCUGUUAGUAAAUCCAUCAGCCAAUCUAUUGAUACAUUCUCAGAUGAAGAUAACUCUGCUGAUGAACAUUUUGUUGAAAAGUCCAAACCUGUUACAAGAAAAUUAGCAACGCCUUUAAGAGGAAGUGAGAGUAAGCAUUUACUAAGUGGAAGCAAGUGGGAGUUUGGAGGACGGAUUGGUACAGCAGCACUUAUGUUAUUGAUACCGCUGCUUGUGUUUUUAAUAUUAAUAUCAUGUUCAAAAUCAUGUUCCACUGAAGCACUUUUGAAUCUUAAUGAAUACGGAUUCCCUGGAUUAUGGUUUAGCAAACAGGCAUUUUUGUUAGUUGUCACUCAAUAUGUGCUGCAAGCUUUGUUGGCUAUUAUUCCUAUGUUUGGAAAAAAAGCUAAUAGAUUAGAUGAUACAGGCACUGUGUACUGUUUUAAUGCAACCUUUGCAAGUGUUAUUACAGUGAUUUUUGUGUAUUUGAUGGAUUACUAUAAAGUAAUAGAUAUCAAAACAUUGUUGACUGACUUUGUUAGCUUGGCCACUGUAUCUUAUGUUUUUGCUGUUCUAUUGAGCAUUGUUUUGUAUGUGAAGAGCAAGAAAGUUGACAAUACUGAACUGAAUCUUUAUGGAAACACAGGAUAUGUAUUAUAUGAUUUCUUUAUGGGUAGAGAAAUACAUCCAUUCAUGAAAAAAUUGGAUAUAAAAAUUUGGAUAUCAAGGAUUUCAAAUAUCAAUACACUAAUAUUGACAACACUCAUAUUUAGACAAGGAUACAAGCUAGAAGCAUUAGAGAUAAAAGAUAUAUCAUAUCAUGGCCUUCAAGAUUUACCCACCAAACUGCAUGUACAACCAACAAUUCUUCUGUUUUCUCUUUUUCAACUGAUAUACAUAAUGAACUUCAUAUUGAAGGAACAUAGGGUCACCACAACAUUUUUCUGGCAAUCAGAAGGAGUAGGAUACCUUCAGACAGUAUCCAGUGCUUUGUAUCCAUUCUACUUCACAACAAUAUCUAAGUUUGUGGUAGAUUCUCAACUUGUAUUACCAACUAACAUUUUAAUUUCUGCUUCUGUACUGUAUGCGCUGGGAUUCUUGAUAAUGCUUCUUAGUAAUAAUGUUAAACAUGAAUUCAGAAACAAUUCUCUUCACUCAAGUAUCACAAAUUUAGAUUCAAUGCCAACAUUUCAUGGAAAUAAAUUAUUGGUGGGAAAUCUUUGGGGUAUAUUACGCCAUCCAAACUACACCGGUGACAUCUUGAUGCAUAUAGCGAUGGCUUUACCAGGACUCCUCUCGCAACACUGUGUCGCUGCAAUGCCAGCACUUUUCACAGUAUUAGUGCUCCUACAUAGAGCGUGGCGGGAUCAUGCUCGCUGCAACAGACGCUAUGGGGCUGCAUGGAGUAGAUAUUGCAAAAGGGUACCAUCUGUUAUCAUACCUAAAAUUCUUUAACUGACAAUGAAAUAACACAUGAACACUAAUGUAAAUUUGUGUUUCUAGAGGAUAUACUAGAUUAUUAAUGUACAUUUGAAAUUAGAGCAUUUAUGGUGUGUUUAUAUCAUUCAUAUUUAUCACGUUUUAUAACAUAAUAUAUAUUGAAAACUAUUGAAGCAGACACGCCUAGAUUAAGGAAGGGAGGUCGCAAGUCUCAUUCGUGUCAAUAUUUUUUUAGUUGUCAAGCUUUAGUAAUGUACAUAUCAAGUAUAUAUGAAUAGUAUUUGAUUUAUUAUUGAAGAGAUAUGAAAUAUUCAUAAAGAUCUCGAAUAGUAGUAAUUCAUCUUUGUUGAAUAUUGCAUAGUAUAAUUAAGUAGUUAAUGCUACAGGUUAUGAGAUUAAUGUUAAUGUUGCCAUAUGAACCACCGGAGACUUCGAAUUUUUAAUUAGCUCUCUAAAUUAUCUAAAAUUAUAUAUAGUGAAAUAUUUUUAAGUUUUAGGACAAAAUCUAGUUAUCCUCAUUUCUACUUGUGUUUUUUAGUUUUUUUUUUUUCAUUGACAUGGAACAGUAAUAAUUAUGGCAAUUUUUAUUUCUUUUUUACACAAUGAAUUUCUCAUACAUUAUAGUAUAUGUCUAUGCAUUAUAAUUUAGUGUUAUCACUAAAUUCAUAGUGAAUUGAAUUGAUAAUAACAAAAACAUUUUUAUGUAUUUUUGUACUGUAUACUUAUAUGUAUACUGACUUAUUUUUUAUUACUUAAUUAUCACGUUUAUAAUGAUAAAGUGUGUGCCUCAAAUUUAUAAGCUUCAAAAGCAUGAUUUAAUUUUAAGUAAUUAGGGAUAUUUUUCUUAAUAUUUCUAUGAAAUUAAGGAUCUUGCUCAAAUUUGAAAUGUUCUGGUUGUAUUAAUCAUAAGAAGACAAUUCCGCCUUUUUAUCACAAUAUUGUAAUAACUUACUUAAAACUUCAACUUGCCACUUAUAAAAUAUGAUAAUUAAGAAUAUAUUCAAUUUAUAAAAGCACACAAUAUUUUCAUAUAAUAAUUGUAUUUACAAAUGUAUUUUGAUAUCGCAUUAAUUUUAGAAGAACAGUAUGUUUUUCUUUUUUAAAUUUUAGUAUGUAAUGAAAUUUUAUUUAAUAAAUUCUUAGUACAAUAAAAUUUCCUUGGUUAUGAUUUUUUAUAUAUAUAUAUAUGAGGAAAGGGUUUCAAUUUCAUAAAAAAAAAUGUUACAAACACUGUUUUGUAAUGCUGUAAAGUACUUAUGUCGCCCACUCCUAAUU
Messenger RNA from Diatraea saccharalis (sugarcane borer), 3450 nucleotides. The record is from the annotation of a GenBank genome assembly. NCBI's taxonomy places the organism in Eukaryota, Metazoa, Arthropoda, Insecta, Lepidoptera, Crambidae.